GUUUUCGCAUCGUCGCCAGAGACCAACAUGCCAGUCUUGCUGUACAAUCUCGUGGGCAGCCCACCCUGCGGCUUCAUUCGCUGCUUGGCGAAAGAGAUCGGCGUUCAGCUGAGCCUGAAGGACCUUGAUUUCGGCAAAGGAGAACACCGCUCUGCAGAGUUCCUCAAGAUAAACCCUUUCCACAAGGUGCCUGCGAUUGACGACAGCGGCUUCAUCGUCUACGAGAGCAACGCCAUUGCCUACUAUCUUCUACGGAAGUAUGCUCCGGAGUCGCAGCUCUAUCCCAACUGCAUUAAGACACGCACUCGCAUCGACCAGGUGCUUGCAGCCGUCAAUGGCAACAUAAAUCCUAGCCUUGGGGCCUUCCUCCGCCCUCUAUGCUUGCAAAGUACCAAACAUGGAGCAGAUGAGCUGAAGGCCUGCGAAGAAAAUGUAGUUAAGACUCUUGAGCGCCUAGUCGGAGAAAGCAAAUUCGCCGCUGGUGACAAGAUCACCAUUGCUGACCUCUGCCUCAUAGGUCACGUCAUUUUCUGUCUCGAGAUUCCUUGCGUCAACAAAGCGAAAUACCCAAAGCUUACAGCAUACUACGACCGUGUGAAGAGUGCAUUGCCCUACUUCGAUGAAAUUUAUGGGCCAGUCCUUACUCUAAUCAAGAAGCUGUGGGACAGAAUGAAGUAGACACGUCUCAUUGCUGCCUUCGAAAGAAGGACGCAU
Messenger RNA from Rhipicephalus sanguineus (brown dog tick), 714 nucleotides. RefSeq names its product glutathione S-transferase 1-1. The transcript has 5 exons. NCBI's taxonomy places the organism in Eukaryota, Metazoa, Arthropoda, Arachnida, Ixodida, Ixodidae. The record is from RefSeq and is a predicted model, not a curated record. Gene Ontology annotation, biological process: glutathione metabolic process. Gene Ontology annotation, molecular function: glutathione transferase activity. The coding region runs from base 28 to 678 and encodes 216 amino acids.